Heterostelium album PN500 is the source of this 720-nucleotide messenger RNA. RefSeq lists its product as uncharacterized. The transcript is spliced from 4 exons. The coding region runs from base 1 to 720 and encodes 239 amino acids. Gene Ontology annotation, molecular function: DNA binding. Lineage: Eukaryota; Evosea; Eumycetozoa; Acytosteliales; Acytosteliaceae. The record is from RefSeq and is a predicted model, not a curated record.
AUGGAGGAUACACAAGAAUUAAGCAAUAUCAUACGUGUAACACCUCAGAGGAUUAGUCAAAUGAGCAGAGAAGAGAGGUUGAUGGAAGCAAUAAAUGAAAUUCAAAACGAUACAGGUUUUACUCAAAAGGAGCUCUCUCAAAAGUAUGGAGUUUCUGAAAGUGAGCUAUCCAAGAAAAAAAAUAACCUCUCCUUUAAGCCAAGAGGUAGAUAUCUCACCGAAGCAGAAGAAUUAGAGAUGAUAAAGAUGGUAACGCAAGAGAUAAAGAAAGAAUAUGUCGAAUGGCUUCUAGGACAAUUUAAGAAAACAGAUAAAAAGCUGCUUUUAGUAGACAAUCACAUAUCCAAUUAUUUCUUUGACGAAAAAAAACUUUGUGAUGAGAAUAAUCUUAUCAUAAUGACGUUCCCAUCAAACCUGACUCACAUUCUCCAGCCUUUGGAUUUAGUCCUAUUUUCGUCAUUCUCUCAACACCUAUCGAAUUUGCUCAGAGAUGGGUUAAAGGACAAUCCAAAGUUUAAAGUGAACGAUAAACACUACCAAAUGCUGGCUUAUCAUGCUUGGUCAUCAUCAUUCAACUCAUCCAAUAUAAGAAUGUCUUGGAUUAAGUCUGCCGAAAAAUUCUAUCUCAAAGGAAAUCGCUAUAGCCGGGAACAAAGAGAUUGUUCCGGCAAAUGCUCAAGCCAUGACCCAAAAAGAACGGGCUAUAGUAAUGAGAGAUAA